This is a messenger RNA of Musa acuminata AAA Group (dessert banana), 2381 nucleotides long. Its product is annotated as CBL-interacting protein kinase 18-like. The record is from RefSeq and is a predicted model, not a curated record. Gene Ontology annotation, biological process: protein phosphorylation; signal transduction. The transcript has 2 exons. Gene Ontology annotation, molecular function: protein serine/threonine kinase activity; ATP binding. Bases 469 to 1809 code for a protein of 446 amino acids. Lineage: Eukaryota; Viridiplantae; Streptophyta; Magnoliopsida; Zingiberales; Musaceae.
CUCUCUAUUUUGGGAGGGAGAGGCGAAAUUAAAAGGACGGCGAGGGGUUGGGGUUUCUCAACUCCUCUCUCCCGUUUCUUGUUAUUGCUCUUGGCGAUUCAUCCUGGGCAUCGCCACCACGCUCGCCGUCGGUUCGUAAGCAAAAAUUAGGAAGACAAUUAUCACGGAAUGCUGAAAGAUGUGCUUGCACACAAGAACCUUUUCUAAGGUUAAUUACCAUGGUGUUGCUCCGGAUAAGCUACCAUUGUUCGUCUUUGAGGAUGCUACAGUAGACAUUCAUUUCCAAUCCAUGCUAGAUACACAGUCACAUAGUGGGUCUAUAAUUGUUCCGGUGGCUUUGAUGUCUUAUGACCUUGUGGAAGAUGGUUGAGCUCAGCUUUGCUGGAUAUUGAAUUCCGUAAUAGUAUAUUACACUCUAGCAGGGGGGUUUAAGACAAUUUUUUCCCCAGUGUCCUUGCUAUAUUAGAGAUGGAAAUGGAAAGUAAAGGAAGUGUGUUGAUGCAGAAGUAUGAGUUUGGGAGAUUCCUAGGCAAAGGAACUUUUGCUAAAGUUUACUAUGCUAGGAAUUUGAAAACUUCCCAGGGCGUGGCUGUAAAAGUGAUCGACAAAGAGAAGGUCAUGAAGAUAGGGCUUACUGAUCAGAUAAAGCGAGAGAUUGCUGUGAUGAGAUUGGUGAGUCACCCAAAUGUUGUGCAGCUUUAUGAGGUAAUGGCCACAAAAUCUAAGAUAUACUUUAUCCUGGAAUAUGUAAAAGGUGGUGAGCUAUUUAACAAGAUUGCGAAAGGUAGGCUCAAAGAAAAUGUUGCACGGAAAUAUUUUCAGCAGCUGAUCAGUGUCGUGGAUUUCUGCCACAGCAAAGGCGUCUAUCACCGCGAUUUGAAACUUGAAAACCUUCUUAUUGAUGAAAAUGGAAAUUUGAAGGUUUCAGAUUUUGGCUUGAGUGCUCUUGCAGAGUCCAAAAGGCAGGAUGGUUUGCUCCACACAGCAUGUGGUACUCCAGCAUAUGUUGCUCCUGAGGUGAUCAGCAGAAAAGGAUAUGAUGGUGCAAAAGCUGAUAUCUGGUCUUGCGGCGUGAUUUUGUUUGUUCUCAUGGCUGGUUAUCUCCCUUUCCUUGAUUCAAAUCUGAUGGAGAUGUAUAGGAAAAUUGUAAAAGCCGACUUCAAAUGCAUGGGUUUGUUCCCAUUGGAUGUUAGAAGACUGCUUGUGCGAAUUCUAGACCCAAAUCCUAAUACUAGAAUGGUGAUUGCAAAAAUUAUGGAAAAUUCUUGGUUCAGAAAGGGACUUGAUGGAAAAUUAUUGAACGAUAAGAAGGCAACACAGGAAAUUGAUCCUUCUGAUGAUGUUGAUGAAGUGUUUGAUUCCUGCGGUAGCAACGGUGUUGAGGCAAAAGAGGAGAUGGGAAAGCUUGCUAAUUUAAAUGCUUUUGACAUCAUCUCUCAUUCGGCAGGAUUUGAUCUUUCAGGUUUAUUUGAGGAGACCGAUCACAGGAGAGAGGUAAGAUUCGCGUCUGACCAGCCAGCUUCUUCAAUAAUCUCAAAACUGGAGGAAAUAGCCAAGCGCCUGAAGCUAAAAGUGAAGAAAAAGGAUUACGGGGUACUAAGAAUGGAAGGAUCAAAGGUUGGACGAAGGGGGGUUUUGGGCAUUGAUGCUGAGAUUUUUGAGAUUGCUCCAAAAUUUCAUAUCGUGGAGAUGAAGAAGACCCAAGGGGAUGCCUUGGAAUACGAGGAGAUGUGGACGCAGGACAUAAGACCGGCCCUUAAACAUAUUGUUUGGACAUGGCAAUGCGACCAGCAGCAACAGAAUCUGUGACCUUGCUAACAAAGUUUAAGUUUGUUCUGAUGCUUUUUGGUUAAGUGGUUCGCAGAUUGGCGUUUGGUUUUGUUUGCUAUCUCUGUCUAGGUUUCUUGUUGUGCUGUCAUGUAGCUCUAUGUUGUCAACAUGUCGGUAAUGCAUGCUUCAUCGAUAAAUUAUGUCUUGUACGGUGGACCUUAGAAUAGAUGUGUGAGUGGGAUGCUAUGUCUAGGAAAAAUUCAGUGAGAAGUCAUUCAUGGAAGGUUGUCUCUCAGAUAAGGGCAUAUUUGAAGUGUGAUGAUGAGAAGGAUGCAAAAAUUAGUGAUUAGAUUGUUUUCUGUAGUCGAUUUUAGUCGUUUUGGUUAUAGGUUAGCUAUUCAGAACAAGCUUAAACGUCAUUUCUGCUGCCAAAAUGUUGGUAUGCUCCUGUGAGGAGCUAAAUGUUAGGAAGAAAAUGAGGAGGAGAUACAUACGGUAGGCAUUCAUUCGGUUGGUGUUUGGUUUACAGGGUUUGAAUCUCUUGAGAAGUGGUGGAAGAUUUGAUGGGCAUGGCCCUCUCGUUUUGGACUGACUAAUCGGUAGCGUAGCCU